Messenger RNA from Arachis stenosperma, 3186 nucleotides. RefSeq names its product tRNA nucleotidyltransferase cca2-like. NCBI's taxonomy places the organism in Eukaryota, Viridiplantae, Streptophyta, Magnoliopsida, Fabales, Fabaceae. The record is from RefSeq and is a predicted model, not a curated record. The transcript is spliced from 14 exons. Gene Ontology annotation, biological process: tRNA 3'-terminal CCA addition. Gene Ontology annotation, molecular function: ATP:3'-cytidine-cytidine-tRNA adenylyltransferase activity; RNA binding. The coding region runs from base 1407 to 2915 and encodes 502 amino acids.
CUGUUUAUAUUAUAUUGUUAAUUAUAACUAGUUGAAUUUGUUGAUUCUUGGCCGUGUAACAUAGAUAGGUUAAUGGCAGAUUGCUGAUUUUUUUCUGAUUUGUAGUGUUUAUGGUUGUUUUUGUUGAUGUGUUAUCUUAAGAUACGAUUGUCUGCUACAAAGUGGCUUUUAUUUUGGACUUGUGAUUUUCUUGGUGUUGAAGUUUUGGUUUUGUGAUUAAAUUGAAUUGUCUCGUAGUAAUAUUUGGAAGUUUCUGAGGCCAUUUAACGUAUCAGUUUGUAUAGUGGGCGCCUAUUGGCAACAUGGAUACUGAAAAUUGAAUGGGUAGUGUUCUAAGUGUGGUCUGUGGCGGCUCUGACCAAUAAAUUCAAUUUAUUUUUUUAAUUUAUUUAAAUUCAAAUUUUUAAUAGAUUUCAGAAAUAUGGAGGAAACCAAAUAGUGACAACUAUUACAAAUGUAUUUCCAGACCCAAGAAUCAACCCAGUAUGUAUAUUAUAUAUUUGUCUUUAUAUGUUUAUCUAUACUUAUUGCAUUUGAUUCACUUGUAAAUGCACAUUUUAAUAAUUUCAGAAUCACAAAAGACUAAUGGUUAUCUUGUUGUUCAUGCCAAUGGUGGAUUGAAUCAAAUGAGAACUGGGGUAAAGAUUUAAGAAGACUCUUAAUUUUGCCUUAGUUAUAUGAUUAUUUGUAAAUGUAAUAUCACCUAACCACACCACAGAAAAGAUUAAUAUAAUUUAUCCUGUAAUUUAAUUCAAAAGUGAGUCCUUUUUUCUUUUUCCAAAAUGAAUAUUGAUAUUUAUGUUAAUAUGCUAAUCCUAUGAAGCUUGAUUUAAAUGCAGAUAUGUGAUAUGGUUGCAGUGGCAAAAGUAAUGAAUGCUACUUGUUCUUUCUUUCCUUGAUCAUAGAUAGUGUUAUUUUGAUUGUAUCAAAUUAAGAUACUAUUGUAGUAGUACUAACUAAUUUCAUGUUUAUUUUUGUAUUAGUUAUCUUUAGAAUUUGAGACUUGAUUGUUCUUAAAUAUUGGUGAAGAUAUGUAUUUUAAAUUUUUUAAGUUUUGGACUUUUUUUUAUUUAUGUGAGACCGGUUUUACCGGUUCAACCAGUAAUUUAUCGGUUGAACCAAUAAACCAGUAAACCAGUAACUUGACCGGUUUGAUUACCGGUUCAGUUCUUACAACUAUGCGAAAAAGAAAACGGACUUUGUAGUUUGUACAUAUUAACGUAUGUUUCUAUUUUGUAGAGUUCCUCAAAUAUUUUAGCUGCCGUUUCUUCGUCACUAGAUUCUCACUCUUAUGCAUGCCAACCAUUACGACUCUUCCGUCUUCCUCUUCUUAACUCUCCCCUUCCAACAAGAACAACAACAACAAUCUCUACGCCGUCAUUUCUAAUCUGCUGCGCUGUGCACCAAUGUCGAUUGCCACUCAGCACGUUCUUCAGGUGAGGGACAAAAUUGAACUUUCCGACAUUGAGCACAGGAUCUUCGAUAGGCUUCUCGCCACUCUCCGCCACUUCAACCUCCAAACUCAGCUCCGCGUCGCCGGCGGCUGGGUCCGUGACAAGCUCCUAGGGAAGGAUUGCUAUGACAUCGAUAUCGCUCUUGACAAUAUGAUGGGCACCGAGUUUGCCCAUAAGGUGACAAAGUACAUGUUGUCCAUCGGUGAAGGUAAAUAUUUUCACAAAGAUGGCGUCAUUAAGCCCAAACCUGACCGGUCAAAACAUUUGGAGACCGCAAUGUUGAAUUUGUUUGGUAUGCGGAUUGAUUUUGUUAACUUAAGGAGUGAAGAGUAUACUGAGAAUAGCCGCAUUUCUUCUAAGCAAAGCUUUGGCACACCUGAAGUGGAUGCAUAUAGGAGGGAUUUGACAAUUAACAGCUUAUUCUACAAUAUCCACUCUGACUCGGUUGAAGAUUUUACAAAGAGAGGGAUCUCAGACCUUAAGUCUGGAAGGAUAGUGACUCCUUUACCUCCAAAGGCUACCUUCCUUGAUGACCCUUUACGAGUUCUUCGAGCCAUUAGAUUUGGUGUUAGAUUUGAGUUCACUCUAGAUGAAGAUCUGAAAGUAGCUGCUGCAUGUGGUGAUGUGAAAGAUGCUCUAGCUGCUAAAAUUAGCAAAGAGCGCAUUGGAAAAGAGAUUGAUCUUAUGAUAUCUGGAAAUCAACCUGUCAAAGCAUUGACUCAUAUUUGUGAUCUGACAUUAUUUUGGAAUGUGUUCAGUCUUCCUCCUAAGUUUGAACCUGCUAUUCCAGAUGGAUGUGAAAGGCUUUGCAUUUCUUACUUGGAUACUGCAUGGAACCUUAUCCAUUUACUCAAAGAGUCAACCUUUAAAGACAAAGAAAGGAGAUUGUCACUUUUUGCUGCAUUGUUCCUCCCACUUAAAAAUAUCACUUACCAAGUUAAGAAAGCGAAGAUGGUGCUUGAUUUACAUCAAGCAUCACAGAAAUUCUUGUCAUUGAUUCCUUGUCUUGCAUCUAAUGAGGAUUUGCAACCUGAUGAUGUUGAUUGGAUAAGAGGAUUGAUUGAUGAUGUCUCUAUUGCUUCUAGAGUCCGGGUUCUAACAGGUUUUCUCUUGAGGGAGAUUAAAGAUUUAUGGAGAGUUGCACUAUUGGUAUCCAUAUUAUUACAUCCCAUUGGCAUUAACGACACUGAGGAUGAAUCCUCACAAUUGCACAAACGAAGAGAUCUGUUUAAUACAGUGGAGAGUUCUAUAAUAAAACUAGGCCUCGACAAAGUUUGGGAGGUGAAGCCAUUGAUCAGUGGCGAAGAUAUUAAGAAUGUCUUACAGCUUGAAGAAGGACCACUCGUUAAGGAGUGGAAAGAAAAAUCAAUGGCAUGGGAACUUGCCAAUCCUUCUAGAACUACUGAGGAAUGCAUUGACUGGUUAAGAGAAACCAAUUCUAAGCGGGUAAAGUUGGAGUGAGGUCGGAAUGCCUUUGAUCAUUUGUCUGUUUCCAUACCAUGUCACCAUGUCACCAUGUCACCGAGAUAGAAAUACGGAACACCUUUGCCUUGGAUGAUACGAGGAAUCACUUCAUGCACACAUGGCUUGUGAAUGUUGUAUGAAGCUCACAAGUAGGAUAAAAGUAUUUAUGUAUAUAAACAUGAUAUAUGAAUAUAUCUAAAAUUAUUUAUAAAGAUAUGUAUUUAUAUUAAUUAUUAAAAUAAAUUAUUAUUUAAAAUUUAACUUUGUA